CCGCCCCUCCUCUGGCCUGGCGCUUCCUGGGCUGGGAGCUUAGGUCUGGUCCCCCUACGGUGCCACAGCGGGAGGUCUGGGUCACGAUCAGUGAGCAGCCACGUCCUGGGCGUGCGUUGACUUCUCAUGCCUCUUGUGUCCUCUCUGCAGCUGGAGCUCUCCAACACCGCCAUGCUGCAUCAGAUGAGGCGGGACCAAGUGACAGACACGUGCCGGGCCAACCGCGCCCUGAGCCGCAAGCGGCGGGUGCUGACCCCCAACGACCUGAAGCACCUGGUGGUGGACGAGGACCACGAGCUCAUCUACUGCUACGUGCCCAAGGUGGCGUGCACCAACUGGAAGCGGCUCAUGAUGGUGCUCACCGGGCGGGGCAAGUACAGCGACCCCAUGGAGAUCCCCGCCAGCGAGGCCCACGUGGCCGCCAACCUCAAGACGCUGAACCAGUACAGCAUCCCGGAGAUCAACCACCGCUUGAAAAGCUACCUGAAGUUCCUGUUUGUGCGGGAGCCCUUCGAGAGGCUGGUGUCCGCCUACCGCAACAAGUUCACGCAGAAGUACAACACCUCCUUCCACAAGCGGUACGGCACCAAGAUCAUCAAGCGCCAACGCAAGAACGCCACCCAGGAGGCCCUGCGCAAAGGCGACGACGUCAAGUUCGAGGAGUUCGUGGCCUAUCUCAUCGACCCGCACACCCAGCGGGAGGAGCCCUUCAACGAGCACUGGCAGACCGUCUACUCCCUCUGCCACCCCUGCCACAUCCACUACGACCUCGUGGGCAAGUACGAGACACUGGAAGAGGACUCCAACUACGUGCUACAGCUGGCGGGCGUGGGCAGCUACCUCAAGUUCCCCACCUACGCCAAGUCCACGAGAACUACUGACGAGAUGACCACAGAAUUCUUCCAGAACAUCAGCUCAGAGCACCAAACGCAGCUCUACGAGGUCUACAAACUUGACUUUUUAAUGUUCAAUUACUCAGUGCCAAGCUACCUGAAGUUGGAGUGACCCGGGGCGGGGAGAGGGGAGAGCAUCGGGGUUUUUUUAAUUUAAGAUUUUUAUUUGUCAAAAGAAGUCUAUGGAUCCUGGGUUAUUUUGUAAAUUAAUAUUUCUUGUGGGGGGGGGUGAUGCUGCGAGCAGCACAGUGAGAAUUAUUUAAACUCGUUCGUAGGGAGGACAGUGGUCUCCGCAGGGGGAGCAGGACAGCGCCCCCUUGUUGUAGACGUGAACACUGCAACGCUGUCGCAGAGGUUGCCUUGUGUUCUGGUGAAUUCCGUGAAUUGUGCAUUCCCUAAGUUCUAAUUAAUAUUAUUUAUAGUUAUUUAAACAUGGUCUCCGUAUAGAUUUCUUUGUGUGGCAGCAGACUCCUAACAUCUUUCCAGAAGCAGCCCAUCGCAAGCUUUGCUCGCUACAGCACAGUGGAGGGCGGGAACGUCUCACUAACCGCUCUCGGGAGUCACGCCAGCAGCCACUGUGCCGUGCACAGGUGCCAUCGUGCUGGACGUGCUUCCUGAGAUGAACAGGUUGCUGUCGCACUUAAAAAAAAAAAUAGAGGCAUCUGUGAUCUGUGCCAGGGACUCAG
Messenger RNA from Oryctolagus cuniculus (rabbit), 1579 nucleotides. The record is from RefSeq and is a predicted model, not a curated record. NCBI's taxonomy places the organism in Eukaryota, Metazoa, Chordata, Mammalia, Lagomorpha, Leporidae.